CCAUAUUUGGUUUGGCGACUGCCGUCCUGCCCACACUUGAAUAGCAUGCAAGACGACAGUCAGUCUCGUGACAAACCCCAGCCAACCCAGCAGGACAAGACCUGCAGGAUAUGCUUCGACGGAGAGGAUCCAACACUGGGUAGACUCAUCAAACCCUGCCUCUGUACUGGUUCCAUAAGCUAUGUCCACGUCAAGUGCCUGCAGAGAUGGAGAACACAGUCCUCAGGGGAUAACGCGUUCUAUCGUUGUCCGCAAUGCAGGUUCCACUACCGCUUCGCCCGCACCGAGGUUGUGGGGCUGGCAACAAAUCCGCUGGCAAUCGGCAUUCUUUCAUCCCUUUUAUUCACCAUACUGGUUAUGUGCUCAUCAUUCAUCACCACAUACUUUCUGAGCUACAUUGAGGAACAGCCAACCUUCGGGUCCACCUACUUUUUCAUAUCCCCAAUCGACGUUGGUCAGGACCUGAUGCGUGCGGCCAUUCGUAUACUACGUGACCAGGGUAUUUUGACCACUGAGGACUAUCCCGUACCCUUGAAUUCGAGGGUCACCUUACGCGCGCCAGAAACCCCUGGUCUACUCAAACGUUUCAUUCGCAGAUUUGUCUUGGGUCUGCCCAUGAUAGGAGCAGGGUCCUUGAUCCACAUGUUGUUCUCUAUGCCCGUUCUCGCUCCUUUGCAAUGGGUUGCAAGAUGGAGAGGUAACAGAAGCAGAAGAGGAAGCAGUAGAGACAUGGCAGCUGCUAUCAUCGUGGCAUUCAUCGUGAUCGGAGCUUUAAGAGCAUUGUACAAGGUAUAUUGUUUGACAAGGAAAAUGACAGAACGCCUUCUGCUUUACGCAGAGAAUGUCAUCCUGGAAGUAAAUUGAAGUGUUGCCGCAUUCCUGACUCGAGUCAGGUUGAAGUGGGAUAUAAGCUCAGGGACUUCCACU
Pisolithus orientalis is the source of this 927-nucleotide messenger RNA. RefSeq lists its product as uncharacterized. Lineage: Eukaryota; Fungi; Basidiomycota; Agaricomycetes; Boletales; Pisolithaceae. The record is from RefSeq and is a predicted model, not a curated record. The transcript has 4 exons. Gene Ontology annotation, molecular function: zinc ion binding. The coding region runs from base 46 to 864 and encodes 272 amino acids.